This is a messenger RNA of Lachancea lanzarotensis, 1821 nucleotides long. RefSeq names its product LALA0S06e04742g1_1. Gene Ontology annotation, biological process: cilium assembly; protein localization to cilium. Gene Ontology annotation, cellular component: ciliary basal body. Gene Ontology annotation, molecular function: protein binding. The record is from RefSeq and is a predicted model, not a curated record. The coding region runs from base 1 to 1821 and encodes 606 amino acids. NCBI's taxonomy places the organism in Eukaryota, Fungi, Ascomycota, Saccharomycetes, Saccharomycetales, Saccharomycetaceae. The transcript has a single exon.
AUGGGUAACUUCAAGAAACCGAAGAAACGAAGUGAGGUGCACGACGCGGCAGAACACUCGGUAGUAGAGAUGACCAAGAAAAAAGGAACUAGCCUUCACCAACACCCUUCAUUCGCCACCUCCGACAAAUUCACCGAGCUAGACUGUCUUUUGGGUUCAUCCUACGCAGUUUGUGGCCGUCUAGCUUUCAAGAUGGGGCUUUACCAUCUUGCUGUGACCAACUUUGCUAAGAGUCUUGAAAAAACGCCUCAUGAUGCAGGUAUAUUGGUCGAUUUUGCACGAGCCCUGGGAGGCCAGUCCAACCAAGAGAAAAUUGUCGUUUCAACUCUAGUCGAUGCUCUUCAACGCAGUAAUAACUACUCUGAUGAACGCAUAUGGGCUCAGCUAGCUCAAUCCUACUUUGUUUUACAAAAACCAGAAGACGCCUUCCAAAGUGUAUCGCGAGCUAUUGCAGCGCAUGAAACUCGUGGCACCAAAGAUGCAGAUCUCUGGGUCCUUCAAUCACGCAUACUUUUGUUGUGGAUGGACUCGGAUGGGAAAAUGAGCCUUGAGACGCUAACGCCCUAUUUUUUAGGUGCUGUACAAAUAGCAAUGGAUUCAAAAGACACGAAAAGGGAGCUACAGGCAAGAUUAUCUCUGGCGCAGCUAUAUCACCGAUUUGCAUGUUACACACAGUCUCAAACAGAGGUGUCACAGGCGUUCGACCUGAUACGAAAUUGCUCCUCUUUCGAGUUGCCCAAACCAAUCGGCGUUUUGGCGCGUUGCUACCUUUACAAUUUUCUGUGCAUCAUAAAAUUCAAGUUGAAUCAGAAGGCAGAUGCUUAUAGUGUUCUUCAUGAAGCGAUGAAUAUACUCCCGCAGGUUUCGGGAACCGCUCGCUUAUUGGCCACUUUAGCUCAAUUUUACAUGAUCGAUGGUGAUCUCGCGAAUCUCAAAUCACUCAUUCCGGCUAUGAUUUUGGAGAAAGAAUGUUUGGCGGCGAAUGACACAACCAGACUUUAUCUUUUCAGCUGGUUAUUAGGCCGGAUUUUCGACAUGCUAGAUGACACCAAACAGAGCUAUGAGUAUUACCAACUCGCAGUGAACUACAAACCUCAAUCUGCUUCCUUGUGGAUAGGAAUCGGCUCACUUUAUCUCCGGAUGGGUCAGUUUGAAGAUGCUCACAUUGCGUUUUCGCACGCUCUGAAUUACUCGUCUAAAUUGGAAAACUUUGAACAUCCUUUCCUCCUGCGAUUCAAUCGCUUAUUCGCUGCUUUUGCGUGGGUUGGCUUAUCGCAGGUGUUCAUUGGUACUUUCCGUAAACAGAACGCAUUAGAUGCCCUUAGACAGGCCUCUGUUUUGUUCACUUCCGAAGGCGACCUUAUCCAUGCCAGGCACAUCGAAAGAAUAUUCAGCGAUGUGCUAGCAUCAAGCAACGAACAUUCGGCUUACAUCAUCAUGAAUGUUCCACCUCAGAUUUUACUUGAGCUUUUUCUCUACUACGACGCAGGUGUUUUUUCGGCUGAUCUACGACCCCCGGAGGUUAGUAAGCUGACAUCUUGUGAGCCGACUCUGCAAACGAUGCCAGCUAUGGUUCGGCAUGCACCAAUUGCUGCUUCCUUAACUUACUCGCCACUACCAAAUGCACCGAAUCUUGUUCCACCACAAGUUUUCCAGGAGCUCAAUCAAAGGUGCAUGAACGCUCCGGAAACAUUCUUAGCAUACCUGCCACCGUCUGGUCUUCAAAAGUUCGCAGGACCCGCGCCAUUUAACAACAUUCAAAAUUUGCAAGGAUCUUCGGUCUAUAACUUCAAAAACGAAGCCAAACCUUUCGCAAUCUAA